Messenger RNA from Cynocephalus volans (Philippine flying lemur), 1521 nucleotides. RefSeq names its product potassium voltage-gated channel modifier subfamily G member 4 (gene KCNG4). Gene Ontology annotation, biological process: protein homooligomerization; potassium ion transmembrane transport. The coding region runs from base 1 to 1521 and encodes 506 amino acids. Gene Ontology annotation, molecular function: delayed rectifier potassium channel activity. The record is from RefSeq and is a predicted model, not a curated record. Gene Ontology annotation, cellular component: voltage-gated potassium channel complex; membrane. The transcript has 2 exons. NCBI's taxonomy places the organism in Eukaryota, Metazoa, Chordata, Mammalia, Dermoptera, Cynocephalidae.
AUGCCCAUGCCCUCCAGAGACAGGGGCCUGCACCCAGGCCACCGUGACUAUGGCUCCUGCAUCCCUUUGAGUCAGCUCUGGCCAGGCCCCAUGGAGAUGCGGCCCAUCAAGGGCCUUUACUACCGCCGGGUCCGGAAGGUGGGUGCCCUGGAUGCCUCCCCGGUGGCCGACCUGAAGAAGGAGAUUCUGGUCAACGUCGGGGGCAGGAGGUACCUCCUGCCCUGGAGCACGCUGGACCAGUUCCCGCUGAGCCGCCUGAGCAAGCUUAGGCUCUGCCGGAGCUACGAGGAGAUCACGCAGCUCUGCGACGACUAUGACGAGGACAGCCAGGAGUUCUUCUUCGACAGGAGCCCCAGUGCCUUCGGGGUGAUCGUGAGCUUCCUGGCAGCCGGGAAGCUGGCGCUGCUGCAGGAGACGUGUGCGCUGUCCUUCCGGGAGGAGCUGACCUACUGGGGCAUCGAAGAGGCCCACCUGGAGAGGUGCUGCCUGCGCACGCUGCUGAGCAGGCUGGAGGAGCUGGCCGAGCUGCGCCGGGACGAGGCACUGCAGCGACAGCGGGAGGCCUGUGGCCCCACCGCGCACACCUCGCGCUGGGGGCUCUGCAUGGACCAGCUGCGCCAGAUGGUGGAAAACCCGCAGUCGGGGCUGCCGGGCAAGGUCUUCGCUUGUCUCUCCAUCCUCUUCGUGGCCACCACAGCGGUCAGCCUGUGCGUCAGCACCAUGCCCGACCUCAGGGCCGAGGAGGACAAGGGUGAAUGCUCUCAACGGUGCUACUAUAUUUUCAUCGUGGAGACCAUCUGUGUGGCCUGGUUCUCCCUGGAGUUCUGCCUGCGGUUUGUCCAGGCCCGGAACAAGUGCCAGUUCUUCCAGGGGCCCCUGAACAUCAUCGACAUCCUGGCCAUCUCCCCGUACUAUGUGUCACUCGCAGUGUCCGAGGAGCCGCAGGAGGCUGGCGAGAGGCCGAGCGGGAGCUCCUACCUGGAGAAGGUGGGGCUGGUGCUGCGCGUGCUGCGGGCACUGCGCAUCCUCUAUGUCAUGCGCCUGGCGCGCCACUCGCUGGGGCUGCAGACGUUGGGCCUCACCGUGCGCCGCUGCACACGCGAGUUCGGCCUGCUCCUCCUCUUCCUUGGAGUGGCUGUCACCCUCUUCUCCCCUUUGGUCUAUGUGGCUGAGAAUGAGUCCGGGCGGGUCCUGGAAUUCACCAGCAUCCCAGCCUCCUACUGGUGGGCCAUCAUCUCCAUGACCACAGUAGGCUAUGGGGACAUGGUCCCCCGCAGUGUGCCGGGCCAGAUGGUGGCUCUCAGCAGCAUCCUGAGCGGGAUCCUCAUCAUGGCCUUCCCGGCCACGUCCAUCUUCCACACCUUCUCUCACUCGUACCUGGAACUCAAGAAGGAGCAGGAGCUUAUGCAGGUCCGCCUCCGCCGCCUCCAGAAUGCCACCACGGCCAGCGAGCAUGAGCUCCUGAACGAUGCUCACGACCUGAUCCUGGAGGGCCCAGCCUUGCCCAUACCGUACAUUUAA